Cryptococcus wingfieldii CBS 7118 is the source of this 3081-nucleotide messenger RNA. RefSeq lists its product as hypothetical. The transcript has 7 exons. The record is from RefSeq and is a predicted model, not a curated record. The coding region runs from base 1 to 3081 and encodes 1026 amino acids. Gene Ontology annotation, molecular function: ferric-chelate reductase activity. Gene Ontology annotation, cellular component: plasma membrane. Gene Ontology annotation, biological process: intracellular iron ion homeostasis; copper ion import; iron ion transport. Lineage: Eukaryota; Fungi; Basidiomycota; Tremellomycetes; Tremellales; Cryptococcaceae.
AUGACACUCCCAGCGCCUGUCGGCUACCUAUAUUGGUACACGACCUCCAUCAUCCUCUUCAUCCUCACCCUCUACAAUGUGCUCUACAAGCUCUUUCACCACGCUCGGUCUAAAGGCUUCAUCCGCACCGCUUCCUCCCACGACAGUCGCAUAGGGAGAGUCUGGAGAACGGGGAGGGCUCUUGUAGACAAGCAUGUCUUGCUGGCCGGGAUACGAAGACCGCCCUUGAAGUUUUGGAAGAAACGGCCGUCAAAGUGGCAGAUCAUGCCGAGCACGGAAGUUUGGUGGCGGGUGGGGUACAGCGUAGGCUUUCUCGUUCUCGCAUUCUACAGAACCGGAUGGGAUAGACAUACAUAUGCAAACCAAGCGGCGUGGCUGGCAGUCGCCCAGAUCCCACUGAUCAUUGCACUCGCUGGCAAGAACAAUCUGAUAUCAUUCCUGACUGGUAUACCGUACGACAAACUGAACUAUAUCCACCGAGCUGCCGGGAACCUCUGCCUCUCAGGCGUAUGGAUACACGCUGGCGGACACUGGUCGCUCUCUCACGGGUGGAGCAAAGCGUCUUGGUCAAGCGCCCUUGCUCACUGGGGGUUCGUCGGGAUUUUUUCUAUUACUCUUCUAUCUCUCAUUUCCAUCCAGCCAUUUCGACGAUACGUCUUCGAGUUUUUCCUUGCUCUGCAUAUUGCGCUGGUGGCGCUCAUGCUGGCAGCUUUCGUCAUGCACUGGAAGGCGAUGGAUGUCUGGUUAUAUCCUGGCGUUGGCUUGUGGGCAGCAGACAGGAUCCUCCGCCUUUUGCGCAUCGUCUACUACAACCAUAUCUACCCGUCAAAAGCCAUCCUACCACCCGAAGAGCCCUCCUCGCCACUCUCCCCGAAACGUUCUUCCAACUGUAAGACCCACACCACCGCCCAGAUCACCCUCCUCACUCCCUCAACUCUCCUCCUCACCAUCCCUCGCCCAUCUCCUCGACUGUCCUGGAACGCAGGCCAGCAUUUCUACAUUUCCAUCCCUGGUGUCUCUCGCUGGCCUUGGGAGGGACAUCCCUUCACUGCUGCCUCUGUUCCGGGGAUGAUGGAGGAAGAUGGGGCCGAGAAUGAUCAGUUGGCGUUUAUCGUCCGGGUCAGAGACGGUUUCACAAAGAGGCUUCUGCGAUAUGUGGAAGAGAAUCUGCCUGGAGGAGGGUAUGGCAGGAAGGGGAUGGAGAAGCAGGCUGUGGGUGUGAGGGCUGCUGUAGAGGGACCGUAUGGGCCGAGAAAUGAGGUGAGAGAGUAUGAUGGGGUGUUGAUAUUUGCUGGCGGAUCUGGGAUUAGUUUUGGCGUGGCGACGUUACUCCAGAUCAUUCGAGAUGCGAAAAAGGGAAAGAGCAGAGUGAAACAUGUCACUAUUGUCUGGAUGGUCACGUCGCGGUUACACUUGGACUGGAUCACACCGCUUCUCUCACCACAUCUCAAAAAUCUCCCACCAUCGCUCAACGUAACUCUCAAAAUCCACAUCACCCGCCCUCCCAUCCCCCUCUCCUCCCCCUGCCCAUCCGCGCUCCCUCCUCCAGCUCUACGCACAUCAACCUUGUCCAACCCAUCCGAACACCUCCAUGCCCAAACCGAGCUCGAAGAUUACCUCCACCGCCGUGUACACGAACGGUCAGAAAAGCACCGACGGAAGAGACGAUGGAGUGUGUUUAGCUGGGCUAGUUGGGGUCCUCGGAUGGGCCGGGACAGUGCUAAGAGUGGAGUGAAUACCAGAAGAGGGACUCAUGCGGAGAUUGCCAGGGGGGCAGUACGCAAAGAGAGUGUUUCGGAACCGACGACGGGGUCUCAGACAAGUUCGACCUCUCGCCGCUCAUCGCACGGCGAAAUCCAUCAUCCACCCCCCACAAACUUUGCGUGGUCAGAGCAUUAUACGAGCGAUCGUAUGCCUAACGCCCAGUAUAUCAGCCCCAUCCAUUCAGACCAUUCUGGUUCGCCCUCGGCCACCCCGAUGAGAAGGUUGUCGACUGCCCCGAUGCCGCCGGUGAUGGAAGGUGACGAGCUGGUAUUGUCGGAAGCGGCGCCUCUUCCUGGGAUCGAGGAGGUUCCGGGAAAGGGGACAGCUGGUGCACGGUCCUCUUCGCCCACCUCUGGUGAGUUUACAGAAGAGGGCGAUCUGGCUACACGUCCUCGUACUCUCUCCCCACCUCCCUUCCCCGAACGCCGUAGACAUGUCUCCAUCUCUGACGCCCCGCCUCUUAUCUCUCCUUCUCCACGUCAGGCAUCGUCGGCGUCAGUCAACUUUGAUCGUCCCAGGCCUUCCAUCCUCCUCACGUCACUCAAGCUGCGUAAUCAUCGCUCGUCCUCUCACGCCCCGGGGCUGUUACUCGAUCCAGAGCUACUGGCGCCGCCCAUGAGCAGAAGCUCAUCGGCAGAGUCUGUAGACUCUACUACAUCUGCUAGCUCCGGUCGGUCUCUGGCGAGUUUCACAGCGCCCGAUACUCCGCCGUCCAUACCCGACCUCUUGCCGGUUCUCGGAUUAGGCCAAGACUCGACCACCGAAGAGAGCAGCCUGGAGCAUAUCUCAGACAAGGAAGAAGAAGAUGUUCAGCGACCAUCCACACCCACACUCCUCCUAUCGCAGCUCUCGUCAGCGACCGAUACGUCCCCCGAAGAAGUCUUGCAAGGUCUCGCACUUAUUGGCUCUAUCCCAGAUCCGCAGAAGAGACGGGAGAGCUUGGAACAGUGGAUCGGCGGGGUGGAGGGGGAUUUGAGAAAGAAGGCGAACGUGCUUUUGGGGCUUGAUGGGGAGGGAGGGGUGGUCAGGUGGAAGACGGGUCGGGCCAACCUGCGGGGAGAGAUCAGGGGGAUGAUGGACAUUGUAUCUCUUCCAUCGGGGCAAAGCUUUGAAAAGAAGGGAGCUUCACCCCAGAAGGAUGCGGAGAAGAAUCAGCCUGAGUCUGUGGGUGAGCGAGCCAAGAUAUGGGUUGGCGUUUGUGGGCCGCGCAGUCUGCUAGAUUCAUCAACGUUGGCGGUGAGAGAGGAGUUGAGCGGGAAGGCUGUAUGGGGUGGUGGGGUGCGGAUCGACUUUCAUGCAGAGAGCUUUGGGUGGUGA